AUGAAUAACUUUUGGAAAUCAGUGACUGUCCUGAGUGCUUUCAUCGCAGCAGCACAUUGCCUGAGCUGUCGUCAGUGUUCUCUUGGUAUAUUUGGGACAUGCCUGUUUGGAAGCGACGUCAACUGUAAUAAUGCGACUGAGAGCUGUUAUCGUGGAGAAGCACAGUUCAAUGCUACAGGGACCCUCACCCUGCACAUCCGCGGCUGCCUGGACUCAGACCUGUGUGGGAAGACGCUGACCGGCAGCAUCGUGGGCGCUGGUUACACCAGCAGUUUCCAGUGUUGUACCACAGAUCUGUGUAACGGAGCCACCUCUGUCCAAAUCUCCCUGACCCUGGCCCUGUGUGCUGCCAUCCUGUCGGCUCUGUGGGGCACCUGGGAGUUGUAG
Xiphias gladius (swordfish) is the source of this 387-nucleotide messenger RNA. Its product is annotated as sperm acrosome membrane-associated protein 4-like. Lineage: Eukaryota; Metazoa; Chordata; Actinopteri; Istiophoriformes; Xiphiidae. The transcript has 3 exons. The record is from RefSeq and is a predicted model, not a curated record. The coding region runs from base 1 to 387 and encodes 128 amino acids.